UGUUGUUCAGUGCCUGUAUGUGGUGGGGGCGUCUGAAGUGGCGAAAGUACGGGUCUAUUUCCACUGGCUGUGGAGAAGGGGAGGGUCUUUAUUACCCCCGCACUGAGACUGAAUCAGUUCAGUACAGUUAGAGCCGGAGACAGACGCCACAUCGGCAAAAAACAGACGCGCAUCACGACGCGCGACUGGAAAACAAGACGCCGGAUGUAUUGACUGCAUUCCUAACGGUGACGCGGUUAUACUAAUGUCGAUUCCGCUACUGUAGCGAUUCUCAGUCACCACAGAACAACAUCAGCAAAGGGAUUUCUCAAACGGUCGAGCCUGAUGGACGCACAAACGGAUAUGAUAUUGUGAACGUUCGCGAUGUUGUUCUGAGGACCGAGGGAGAAUCUGCGCACUGCAGUAACGCUACAUUCCACAACGCACACGACUGGACGCUGGAUGUGAUGGAUAUUGGAUAUCUGUCGGCAAACGAGGAGAUCUCAUCUGGGUUUUCAUUAAGAACAAAGUUUGCUUGCAUGAAAACAUCAUUUGAAUUGUUCUUGUGCGUGCUCAUUCACUGUGAUUGAGUGGCUCGAGCCGCUCUAUCCUUCAACAGAUGAGAAGCAACCAGUUCCUACAACUUCAGUUGUCUGCACUAGGGGAAAAGAAUGGUGUUUAUGACCGAAAUCUCAAAACAUAUCGGAAUCAUCCCACGAAAAUAGUCACCCAGCCUGGAAUCGUAAUGAAAGUGUUGCGGAGGAAGAGAAUUGUACUGUUUAUAGCGUAUUUUCUGCUGUUAGUUCUCACCAUGCUGAACUUGGCUAACUACAGAUGGACUAAAGAACCUCAACAGUGUAAUCUCCAGAUGAGAAGCACUCCGUAUCAGGGAAGGUCAGAUAUCCGAUUCCUUUACAGACCAUCCCUUGCUAAGAAGAGACAGCUCGUCUAUGUUUUGACCACAUGGAGGUCCGGUUCAUCAUUUUUUGGAGAGCUGUUUAAUCAACAUCCAGAGGUUUUCUUCCUGUAUGAACCUAUGUGGCACAUCUGGCAGAAGCUGUACCCGGGUGAUGCCGUGUCCUUACAGGGAGCAGCGAGGGACAUGCUGAGCUCGCUGUACCGCUGCGACCUUUCAGUUUUUCAGCUGUACAACAGCCCUGGGAGCAAAAACUUCACCUCCCUCGGACUUUUCGGGGCCACGCUUAAUAAAGUCAUCUGCUCGUAUCCUCUUUGCUCAGCUUAUAGAAAAGAAGUCGUCGGGAUGGUGGAUGACAAAGUGUGCAAAAAAUGUCCUCCGCAAAGCCUCCAGCUCUUAGAGGAAGAAUGCUUGAAGUACAACACUAUAGUCAUAAAGGGGGUUCGGGUUUUGGACGUCAACGUUUUGGCGCCUCUUAUGGAGGAUCCGUCUUUGGAUCUGAAGGUGAUUCAUCUUGUGCGAGAUCCCAGAGCCGUGGCCAACUCCAGGAUCAAAUCCAGGCACGGGCUGAUUCGUGAGAACUUGCAGGUGGUCCGAAGCAGGGAUCCCAAACUCCGUCGGAUACCCUUUGUGGAUCCCGGUCACAAAAUUAGCAAAAAAGAUGGCGCAGAUUACCAUUCGGUUGGGGCUAUGGAGGUCAUAUGCGACCGGACGUACAGGAGCCUGAGGACCGCCUUAAAUCCGCCCGACUGGCUGAAAGGGAAAUACCUGGCGGUACGCUACGAAGAUCUGGUGGAUAACCCUGUCAAAACACUCCGGAAUGUUUAUAAAUUUGCCAAUCUCAGUGCCAACCUUGACAUUGAGUCUUUUGCUCUUAACAUGACGAAUGGCACAAGCUCUUCCUCAAAGCCAUUUAUCGUGUCGGCCAGGAACGCGACACAAGCGGCCAGUGCGUGGAGAACAGUGUUGAGUAUUCAACAGAUAAAACAAGUAGAGGAGUACUGCCAUCAUGCGAUGGCCAUCCUGGGUUAUGAACGUGUAAGAACAGCUGGAGAAGCAAAAGACCUGAGUAAAUCUUUAUUGACUGCCUCUAAACUGUGACAGAGUUCUUGCACAGGAGAUAGCUUUCAAAUUCCCAACGGAAAAGGAGGACCAGCUCAGUAACUGAGGAUUUGUUUGUUCAAAUCAAGGAUUUCACAAUCACUUUCGGGAAUGUCAUAGCUCUUUGUGGUCAUUUAAUAGCACUGUUUGUUUUCUAAAUGAAACUGUAGAUGUUUGAUACGGCAGCAUCUGUGAACCACAGCUGGAAAAUUUAUAUUGUACAAAACAAAUGUUGCAUUGCCCUUUUUUCCCCCUUAAAUGGAUGCUUACGGUUGUUUGGAAUGUUUUUGAGUAUCACUUCAUUUGCUGUAUGUAAAAUUAAGAAAUGAGAAUGGAAAAUGAGCAACAAAAAUACUGAUCAAUGCAGUUAGUGCAGGUAAUGCUAUUUCUUUAGAAUCAAUUCAAAGACAAUCAUUAAAGUUCACAAUGAAUGCCAGUGUUAUAUGUUAUGUAAGGCAUAUUUCUCAUUACCAAAUAAAAUGUUAAAGCAAUUCGUUGCAAAAUCUUAAAGGCUAUGUUUAUGCUGCUUAGUUCCGGGCUUAUUUUGAAAGCAUAAACGUUAGGCUAUAAUUAUAGCAUUUUAAUGGAGUAAAUAAAAAAAUGAACAUAAAAUGGUUCAGUUUUAGUUAGUUCUGAGAAAAGAUCUAGAUGCAUUUGUUGACAUUUUAUCAUAUGCUUCACCAAAACUUGGAAGUUCGUUCAGUGCACUCUGUGGGGCUUCAGAGUCAUAUAUUGGUUUAAAAUUUAAUAUUGAUCUGCAUUUGUUAUUCAGGGAUGUGAAUGGGAUUGAGAGAACACUGAUGCUAUGAAACUUGGAUUCAAACAGGGUGUCACUUG
Megalobrama amblycephala (Wuchang bream) is the source of this 2833-nucleotide messenger RNA. RefSeq names its product carbohydrate sulfotransferase 2-like. The transcript has a single exon. Gene Ontology annotation, molecular function: N-acetylglucosamine 6-O-sulfotransferase activity. Lineage: Eukaryota; Metazoa; Chordata; Actinopteri; Cypriniformes; Xenocyprididae. Gene Ontology annotation, biological process: sulfur compound metabolic process; carbohydrate metabolic process; N-acetylglucosamine metabolic process. The coding region runs from base 599 to 1996 and encodes 465 amino acids. Gene Ontology annotation, cellular component: Golgi membrane. The record is from RefSeq and is a predicted model, not a curated record.